Cryptomeria japonica (Japanese cedar) is the source of this 2204-nucleotide messenger RNA. RefSeq names its product replication factor C subunit 3. Bases 331 to 1431 code for a protein of 366 amino acids. The transcript is spliced from 12 exons. Gene Ontology annotation, biological process: DNA-templated DNA replication; DNA repair. Gene Ontology annotation, molecular function: DNA clamp loader activity; ATP hydrolysis activity; DNA binding. The record is from RefSeq and is a predicted model, not a curated record. NCBI's taxonomy places the organism in Eukaryota, Viridiplantae, Streptophyta, Pinopsida, Cupressales, Cupressaceae. Gene Ontology annotation, cellular component: nucleus; DNA replication factor C complex.
CUCUAAAUUAACCACACAAAACUUGAGCUCCUUAAAAAAUAUGAAAUAUUACAUGUCUAGAAUCUUAGAUAUGUGUUUAAAAUCUCACUAAAAUCUUUCUUUUACCGUUACGUGACCCCAAAAUUUUGAUCCUAUUUCGCGUAAAUACAGCCAUCAAAUUUAGGCAGCUGGGGACAAUUGUCCUAAGCUCUUAGGUUUCAUAUACAGUCCUUCCGAGCGAUAUCCUCCCGCCAAAACAAUUGUAAGGGUUUUACAUUGAGACUGCAUAUAGAAAGGAGAACGGAUAGAGGUGGAGUGUGCGUCAUUCGCUGUGUCAGAUAAAGAGCAAAAAUGCUGUGGGUAGACAAGUACAGGCCCAGGUCUCUCGAUAAGAUUAUUGUGCAUCGGGAAAUUGCUGACAAUUUAAAAAAUCUGGUAAGUGAGCAUGACUGUCCUCAUCUACUAUUUUAUGGGCCACCAGGAGCUGGGAAGAAAACUUUAAUCAUAGCCCUUCUAAAGCAAAUAUUUGGUCCAGGGGCUGAGAAGGUGAAGGUAGAAAAUCGGCCAUGGAAGAUUGAGAGGUGCUUCUCUAAGGGAAAGGUUUACAUUCAAUUGAUUUCCUACCCUUGCUUGCAUCAAAUGGCUGGUACAAGGACAAUUGAAGUGGAGUUGACGACAGUCUCAAGUAAUUACCAUGUGGAAUUGAAUCCUAGUGAUGUGGGUUUCCAAGAUAAAUAUGUUGUUCAAGAGAUUAUCAAAGAAAUGGCAAAGAGUAGGCCCAUCGAUAUAAAUGGAAAUAAGGGUUACAAAGUAUUGGUUCUCAAUGAGGUUGACAAGCUUUCUAAAGAAGCUCAACACUCUCUUCGACGGACAAUGGAGCUGUAUAGUGGAGUCUGCCGAAUAAUUUUAUGUUGUAAUAGUGCAUCAAAAGUUAUUGAAGCGGUUAGGUCUCGUUGUUUAAAUGUUCGCAUCAAUGCACCAUCAAAAGAGCUGAUAAUUGAAGUAUUGGAGUAUAUUGCAAAGAAAGAAGGACUACAACUUCCUAUAGGAUUUGCAGGUCGUAUAGCCAUACAAUCUGAGAGAAACUUAAGAAGAGCAAUACUUUGCUUUGAGACUUGCAGAGUGCAACAGUAUCCUUUCACCGAUAACCAACCUGUGCAACCAAUGGACUGGGAACAGUACAUUUCUGAGAUAGCUUCAGAUAUUGUGAAUGAACAGAGCCCCAAAAGGCUUUUUAUGGUCCGGGGAAAGAUAUAUGAUCUUCUUGUGAAUUGCAUUCCUCCUGAAGUAGUUUUAAAGAGAUUGGUGUUUGAAUUGAUGAAGAAGUUGGACUCCGAAUUGAAACAUGAAGUUUGCCACUGGGCUGCUUAUUAUGAACACAGGAUGCACCUUGGACAGAAGGCAAUAUUUCACAUAGAAGGAUUUGUCUUUGCGGUGGUUUUUGGCUUCUAGUUGCAGAUCCAUAUAGGUCUGCCGGUUUUCCUAGGGAUCCUUACCACAAGGAAGCAGUGUCUGGUCGUCAUCUAAAUGCAAAUUUCAAUUGCUCUGAGGCAGUCUAUAUGAAUUUGGUGCAGUGCAUUCUUUGUCCCAAGGGUGUAGGCAAUGCAAGUGUAUUGAGGUCUAGAGCCUACUUUCAAGCUGAUUUUCUUCAGAAAUUGGAGACCAAGGUUCCUGAUUAAGAGGUUCACAGCUGGGUUGUGAAAAAGCUUCUUCCACUCCUGGGACAGUUGUCUUCUUUGUUGUCUGUGGUGGAGGAUGGGGUUUUGAUCCCUGUGGUUUCAAAGUAUCUAGAAGCACCAGCUUCUACAGUUGACAUCAAGGUUUUGAGCAAGGAAAAAUUGGCUGUUUCAGCAAUUAUAGAUGGUUUGUGAUUUCUAUGUAAAUCUGGAGAUGGUUAUAAAUCAUUUGAUGGUUUUUCAUAGCAAAGGUAGGAGGUAAUGAAUUCUGUCAUGCUGCUUUUCUUUGUGGAUGCCUUUUUCUGAUUAUAGUGAUCAGAAAAGAGGAAAUAAUUUAUGAUGUAAAAUUUGCCACUUGGAUGAUGUAAGGCUGUUAUUCCGCUCAUACGGUGAGGGGGUGGCAGAUGUAAAGGGUUUGUGUGCUCAUGCUGAGGUUUUGGAUCCUGGCGAUGGAGUAGGGGUAUAGGGAGCUCCUAGCCCCUUUUAGGUUUUACUGCGUCCUUAAUUUCCCUUUUUUGUUUUCUCAGAGAUGGUAAAUUUUUUUCUGCC